Messenger RNA from Durio zibethinus, 2974 nucleotides. RefSeq lists its product as uncharacterized. The record is from RefSeq and is a predicted model, not a curated record. NCBI's taxonomy places the organism in Eukaryota, Viridiplantae, Streptophyta, Magnoliopsida, Malvales, Malvaceae.
ACAACCAAACCAAAACCAAUACCAAAACCAGAAACAAAAGCAAAAAAUCCGAUCGGACGAGCAGAUGAGGUUUUAUACUUGUUGCAUCUGAAACCCUAAAACCAAGGUGCGCGAUCUUCUUCUUCAAAAGUUUGAUCUUCUUGAAAACAAGAUUGCACCUUCGACUAUCAUAUCUCCAGUUGUUGGAUUCCCUGCAAAUACAACACAAAUUGUUCUCCUUUUCCACUUAACAAGCUGACUAUUUAGAUAAGUCUUGCUCUUCAUUUCGUACUACCUCUAAACAUGCAUGAUAGGCAUAGAAGUCCUGGGAAUGGCUAUAGGUCUAGUUCUAUGGGGAUGGGGGUUGCCGCCACACGGAUAUCCCCUGAAACUUUCGGUAGAGGCCAGGGCUUUUACAAUUCAGAGUAUCGCAACUUCAAGCGUGGUUUUGGGCGUGUCCAGAGUCACCCAAAAUCGUUUCAAUCAUAUCCACGCAAAGGCACUGACAUAUUUAUGGAAGCCGGCCGUCUUGCUGCGGAAUAUUUGGUCUCUCAGGGAUUGUUGCCCUCCAGUGUGAUACCUGCCAAAUGGCAGAAUUAUAGGUCACAAGAGGCUGAUAACUUGCAUCUUAACCCCGAUGGCCGAACGUCAGCUCUUGCUCGUCUGGGACAUGCUACCUCUGAUUUGGGUUUAGGCAGGAGGAGGUACCUUGAUGAUUAUAACUCGACAGGGUCAAGAAAUCUUGCUAAAGGAAAAAGGAAAGAGGGAUCUUAUCGAAGUUAUAGCUCCGAUUGGGGUCGAGAAUAUGGGAGAAGCGUGUCAUGGUCAGAUAGAGUAAGGGUUUCUUCUGAUUUGGAGAUUGACGACGAUAAUGUUUCUGGACAUCACGAAGAAGCACAAAUAGGUAAAGAUGUUGGUAAUGGAUUGCAGAAGCCUGUUUCAAGCGAGUUUGCACCAAAAAGUGAGGAAUUAGAUAACUCAGAAUUUGCUGGUAAGUACAAACUACAGGAUGAAAUGGGCUUAAAGGCUAGUUCUUCGGGUACUGGGAAAGAUCUAAAUUUGGUGACUAAUGGAGAACUCUUGAAGAGAUCGGAUGGUUCAACAAAUUUUAGUACAGAAGCUGGAGAGCUGAAGAAUGGCUGCAAUAAUGAUGAAACUGAAGAGGAGGGUACCAUGAAGGAUUUAUCCUACCAGCGUUCUUCUACAGAGGAUGAUCUCUUGGGCAAGACUAGUGCAGAUUUAUUGGCACUCUGCAAAUUUGCCAAGGUGCCUACAAAAACACGUUCUUCAUUGACAUUGAAGAACUUAAAGGCUGACUCAGUUUCAAUGAAUGAACAUGAAAGUGUUUCUGAUAUUGGAACUCCCAGUGGUCCUCAAGUCUUACUUGAAGACAAUUCUCCUUUAGGUUCCUCUGGUGAUAUGCUGUUAAAUAAAAGUCAGGAUUCAAAAUGCCCUGAUUCUGAACUUUCUAAAGAUUUGUCUGUCCAUUCUUUUGGCGAUGUGGGGGACUUGGAUCAUAUUUAUGGUGUUGAGCAGGGUAAGUGUACAAGGUCUCAGUCUCUCCCUGAUAGAGCCCUUUUGCAAGACAAUGAGCAGGAACAGAUUCAUGGGAUGCCUGGUCUCCAAAGAUCCAGCUCUAUGGUUGUGGUUAAAGAGAGAAGUGAAAAACGAAGUUUGGAGUGGAGUGAUAUUAGGGAGGGAGCCAAAAAACCAAGAGAAUGGCUUCAGCCUUUGUCUACCGAGGCUGAGUUCUUGCCCUUUUCUGAUUCUGGUGACAAGAAAGAAGGUUCAAUAGAAGGGACAGCUUCAACUUCUGAGAAAGUCGGUGUGGCUGUUGAUAAAGAGAUUCAAGACAGCUUGGUUACUAAUUCUCAAUUUCCAGAUGGAGAUGGUGAAUCAAGUGUCAAUUAUGCACAAGAAAAGUUGCUUUUUCCAAAUGCUUUCAAGAUUUGUGACCUCAACCUGAUGGAAGCUUCUGAUAUAAAUGAAAAUCAUCAUAAUGAUCCAAUUAUUAUUUACUCCACUGCUUCAGAAGCCAAAAAUGAAACAGCAACAAUUGAUAUAGAUUUGUCAAUGAGUAAUUCCAACAAUUCUGGCGGACGCUGUAGGCAUACAAGUAACUGUAAGGAGAUUGAAGUAAUUGAUCUAGAGAAUGAUUCUACUCAAGAAGACAAGGCUGUUGAUAAUUUGGAGAGAAAGAGUGAACCAAUGUUUGCGAGUAUGAAUGGUGAUAUGACUGAUGUACCGGAUCAUUAUGAUGGGCUUAUGAUCACAGAGUUCCUCAGAAAUUUUUCCAAUUGCCCUCCAGAGGAUAUUAAUCCUCACUCUCUGCAAAAUGAAAACAUUAAUACUCUGCAGACCGAGGACAUCAAUCCUCUUCAGAGUGGGAUGGGCCUUCAUAAUGGAGAGGGAACUCUUGCAGAUGACGACUCCAUAUAUAUGUCCCUGGGGGAAAUACCAUUAAGCUUUUUGCCAACCUGGGAGCAACCACCAGCACAAGAUUAUAGAAAGCCCUUCUGAUUCUACAAUCGGUCUAAAUGUGUGAUGAAAUACUGCUCAGAAUGUUAACAUUAGUCACCAAGGAAUUUGAGAGAGGAUGAUUGCUUUUCUCGCAUUUGGCUGUUGCACCGCAUCAUUUCACAAAAGGAAAGUUCAUCAUGUUGAUUUCUAUAGUAUCUUUCUUGUACUUUUUUGCUUCAACUGGACUGAGAUGUAGAAUGAUAUCAAAGUAAUCAACUUAAGGUCUAUUUUGCCUAUAUAUAUAUAUUGGUAAUAUUUUGAAAAAGAAACUUGAGGAUUAUCCAGAUUGAGAUCAAUUUUGAGAGGGUUGUUAUAUAUAAUGACUACAUGUCAUUUGUCAGAGCCCUCGUUACUAUUUCUGAUGAGCAAUGAUGCUUUCUUGGCAAGUCGUACUAAGCUUAGAUGGACAGUGAUAAUUACACGUAAAAUUCUGGAAUGUUUACGCGGGAAAAUUUCAAGGUUUUGGAGUAUAGAG